Molecule: messenger RNA, 1002 nt
Organism: Dracunculus medinensis (Guinea worm)
Lineage: Eukaryota; Metazoa; Nematoda; Chromadorea; Rhabditida; Dracunculidae
Source: the annotation of a GenBank genome assembly
AUGUUUCAUGUUCCAUGUUCUGAAAAAGAUUUAACUGCAGGAUUCGUUUGUACAAUGAGUGCCUCAAUAAUGGUUGUUAUUCGUGAUGAAGAUGAAUAUAAAACUGGCCUCGCUCCAGGCGAACCUAUCCAACCAUGUUCCAAUGGCUACCCCUGUCCUCUUCCUUCGGCUCUACCAAGUUAUCUACAUAUUUUUGCACCAAUUCCUCAUCCAGAUCCAAUUCCACUUUCACCACCCUCAUAUCCACCACCACCACCACCACCACCAUCGAAUCCACCAUCGCCUACACCAAAUCAAGUUCCAAUUGCACCCCAACUUCCACCUCCAGUUCUAAUUGCACCUUCAUCUCCACUUUUAUCUUCAUCACCCUUACCUUCACCACCCUCUUCACCGUCCAUGAAUGCCCAACGAAUGCCUUGUUCAGAAAUAGCAACACUGAAUACUGAGAUAUGUACACAAUGUUGUCGACUUGCUAGCCGCUAUCAUGGAGUAAGAAAAGAAGAUAUUUAUGGCAUUCUUACUGAUUCAUCUGCAAUUAUUGGAUAUAAAACGGAAAAUAUUAACAUUAGUUCGAAAAAUAAUUUCACUGAAUUCAAAGGCGAAAGAACGAAAAAAAGUUGUGCUAGCGCAUCAUCACCAUGCCCCACUACAAAAUGCAUGUGUUGCGCUCCAAAUUAUCCUCAUUUCUCUCCACCACAACCAAUUCCUAUAGCAUCACUUCAACCGAAUUUAUACGUUCCAUUUCAUCCAGGAACAAUUCCAAGUCCACAGCUACCUUCGAAUAUGUUUUUUCCGCAAAUAAAUCCACAACUAACUUCGAACAAACGCUUACCCCUAUCACCAAUAAUUAACCAAAAUAUUCUAUCACAUAAUCUCAAGCCACAACCAAAAGAAUAUAUAAAUCCACCACAGCAUCAUAUGCUUCCGAUAAGAGGACCAUAUAUUCUACCAAAUACAGUAGUUUCGCACAGACCUGUUGCAGGAAUGUCGAUUUCACCUUGA